AUGUUUCCUAUCAAAUUCGAAUCUGACACAUCAUCUGAAUCAUUGAACAAUAUACAAAUAGACUACGAUGCAGAUGAUAUUCGAAAAUAUCAGCCAGUGGACAUCGCCACUCAACUCACAUUGUUCAAUCGACAUUUUCUAUUACUUAUCCAACCAGAAGAACUCAUAAACUUUGCCUUUCUAUCCACUGAAAAGAAAACUCUUGCACCCAAUCUCACAAUAAUAUUUGCAUUUUAUGAUCGAACUGUUCGACUAUUUGCCACACAAAUACUCAAACAUCAAUUAUUGGAACAACGAGCAUCUAUCAUCAAGCAUUUAGUUUUAGUUAUUCAACAAUUGUUUACAGUAAAUCAUGAUCUCCAGAGUAUUCGUCUGAUCUUAGCAACUUUUGAUCAUCCAUCGAUCUUUCGAUUACGUCAAACAUGGCGAAUAUUUCGACGAGAGAAUCCUAACUUGUACAUAACAUUAAAAUACUUUUGGAAUGUUCUCAGCCAAGGAAACAACUGGUCAGACUAUCGUUUGUGGAUUGAAGAGAAGUUUAUCAAAGAUUGUCUAAGCAAAAAACAGCCGAUGGUGUUAUUUGUCGGAUAUUUACUGUCAAAAAUGAUUAGUGAUCACUAUCGAUACUAUCGAAUAUAUUCCAAUGAUUCAUCAAACGAAAAGUCAUCACGUGUUCAUCAAAAUCUGAUUGAAUAUGUGAAACUAUCAUCUCCGACAGAGAAGUUUUUGUCCGAAAAAUAA
Molecule: messenger RNA, 741 nt
Organism: Adineta ricciae
Lineage: Eukaryota; Metazoa; Rotifera; Eurotatoria; Adinetida; Adinetidae
Source: the annotation of a GenBank genome assembly